GUUCAAUACAACUCUAAAGAAAAGUGCUAGUAGCAAAAGUGGAAAAGAAUUAUAAAAUUGUUCUUUUUUUAGGAAAACUUCGAUAGAAAAAGUCACAGCAUUAUUAGAUUUAAGAAGAUUUAACACCGGGAUGACGAUUUCGUCAUAAAACAAACACACCGAUUUACUCGUGGACACACACUCUCACACUGAAAAAUCGUCAUCAUCGGAUUUUGUUCAGGGAUUCAGGCGGGGGGAAUACACACAUUUCACGUACACGCAUACAUGCGAACACAUUCUCAUUUGUCCAAUUCUUGAGAUUCUUUAAGCUUAGAUAUAUGUAUAUAGAUGAUAAGUUUUUAAAUUUUCCUAUUUUGUAUUUUACCUUAAUUGCAUUGUAUUCUAUUACAACAUAAAACACACGAACAAACCCCAUUAAAAAAAAAUCAACAACAAAUAUGAUCAACAUUCAGACUAUAGAAAAUGUGGCGGACUGCACACCGCUGUAUCUGCCGCAUAGCUUGUAUCUCAAGCCACUGGCCAAAAUGCAGAUUUCAGUUGCAUUACCCGAAAAAAUCAAAACGGGCAAAUCGGUAUCAAAUCUGGAGAUAAUGGACAAACUUAGUGCUGAACUUAAACCGGACAAAUUUCUGGUGUUAAAAGUCUCCAAGAGCACCGUCAAUUAUAUACGCUUCGAGGCAGAGUUGGAUGAGCGGAAACGUUUGCGUUUGGCCGUGGAGCGUCUCGAUGGAGUCACGUUGCGGCUUUCCGGAUUCAAUGAUGCCGCUUUUCGAGUGCGUUGCACGGAGGCGAAAGAUGAGUUCCCGACUCGCCACGAUUGGGACUCGUACUUUCGCGAUGCCCGCAAUAUGGAUGAAAUGAAGGCGGGCGAGCGUCCCGAUACCAUUCACAUGACCCAUUUGCCCAUACGCUGGUUCUGUCCACGUCACGCCGAGCACGAUGAGCAGGUCAAGCCGAGCGAGAGCAUAUUCAAGCGCAUCUUCGAGAAGUUCGGACGUGUUCGUGCCGUCGAUAUACCCAUUUGUGAUCCGUACAGAAAGAGCAUGCAGUCGGAGAUCAGCGGCAUGCGCACCUUUAGCUUCGAACAAGAUGUGCUCUUUGAGGCCUAUGUACAGUUCGAGGAAUACUCGAGCUUUGUGAGGGCCAUGGAUGAGUUCAGGAGCACUAAACUGGUGCGCAAGUUUGUGGACAAGACGCAGGCCAUCAACAUCAAUGUCAAUUUCGACAAACAGAAGCAUCUUAGCGACUCGCAUGUGCAACGACGCGAUCGCAUGAGGAAACGCUGCGUUGCCAAGGCCCAGGCAGAGGACGAGGCACGAGAGCAGGAGAAGAAGAAACAGGCCGAACAGGUGGAACGCGAAAGGCAAAAGCAAGAUCAAUUGAGAUUGGCCGAAUUGGAGAAACAACGUGAACGCGAGGAGAAGCGCAAAGAGAAGCAUCUGAAAAAGAUACAGGAACGUGGUCAGGUGGAGAUCUCGCAAAAGAUUCGCAUCGAGGAGCGUAAACUGAUGAUAGCACAACGUAAGCUGGAGAGCAUACGCAUCCUGGAGCAAGUCUUUGAGCGGAUACAGGUCAAGCAAAAGGAGAAAUCCCAUCGUGCCUAUCAUGAUGAAUCCAAGGACUUGCAGCGUGGUCGUUUGGUUGAGAAAUACAAGUCGGCCACAGAGAAACUUGUUUGCGAUCAGCGUAAGAUUGUGCAGGAAAUCAAGAGCAAUACUCCACUCCUGGGUCUCCUCAAGAGCAAGUCCAAGAAGAGUGGAGCCAUUGCAGCCAGCAGCGAGGAGGAUGACACACUGUCCACAUCCAACAAGAAGCACAAGUUGAAUGGCAACAUUACUGAAUCGAAAGUACCUGCAAAAGCUGAAGCUGCUCCAUCAGCCAAUGCCGUUGCAGUGCUGAAUCCUUUCAAGGCUGUUACCGCUGCCCUGGCCGCUGGUGCUGUCCCAGGAACAGCAUACAGUGCUGAGGCAGCCAGCGAAUGGAUGCAAUCAUUGUCGAUGCUUGGUUACGGCAUGCCAACUGUUUUUCCCGGUGCAGCAAUUUACCGCGCACCGGGACCACCGCCCUUCCCUGUAUCUAGCAAUUAUCGCGGCUUUGCACCGCGUCCACGCGGUCGUGGACGAGGCAGAGGGAUUCGCGGCAAUCGUUCUGGCUACGAUGGGCGCUCCUCAUCCUACUACAAUCCCAAGCACUACGACGACGAUGAGGGCAAUGGUUACCAUCACAAGUCUUCACGCGGCAGAAAUCGUUCCCGGUCUAGCUCCUACUCACGCAGUCGCAGUCGCUCACGUGGUCGACGUCUUAUUUGUCGUUCUAGGCGUUCUCGUUCCCGAUCACGAUCCCGAAGCAAGAGUCGCAGUCGCAGUCGCUCAAACUAUCGCAAGUCAUCCUACUCAUCGCGCUCCAGACGCAGCCACAGUCGCUCCCAUUCACGUAGUCGCAGCGGAACGCCGGCGCAGCGAAAGAACCGCAAGUUGGCGUCCACUCGUCGGUCACGUUCCAUUAGAUAUUCCCGCUCGCGUUCCCGAACUCGCUCCAAGCGCUCCAACUCACGUCGGGAGCGGCGCAGUCGCAGCCGAAGUCGCAGUCGAAGCCGCAGUCGCAGCAAUUCAUCUAAGCGCGUUGUCCUUGAAGCGGAUAAACUGGUGGCCUCCGCAGAGAAAAUACAACGUACAAUUGAGCAGCAUACAAAAGAUCGGAUGCGCGAAGAAGUGCGAGAGAUCAAACAGAACUUCCGACAUCAACGACAGAACUCACAUACGCUGUACGAUAGCUACAUGGAGGCGGAUGGCGAUGUUAAUGUGGAUGCGGAUGCCAAAAGGACUCCGGAUGGGAGUGUGAAAUCAAACGAUGAACGUGAAGACAGCAGACAUGGCAGCAGCAAGCGGAGCAGUCGCCGUAAUUCUCUAGCAGCAUAGCAUAUUCAACUUAAUUUAAAUGUUUAUAGUUUUAACACAAUUUUAAAAUAA
This is a messenger RNA of Drosophila innubila, 2969 nucleotides long. It is a transcript of the gene Xe7, whose product is annotated as A-kinase anchor protein 17A. Lineage: Eukaryota; Metazoa; Arthropoda; Insecta; Diptera; Drosophilidae. The record is from RefSeq and is a predicted model, not a curated record. The transcript is spliced from 8 exons. Bases 438 to 2918 code for a protein of 826 amino acids.